This is a messenger RNA of Fragaria vesca subsp. vesca, 1737 nucleotides long. RefSeq names its product RING-H2 finger protein ATL46-like. Bases 223 to 1329 code for a protein of 368 amino acids. The transcript has a single exon. The record is from RefSeq and is a predicted model, not a curated record. NCBI's taxonomy places the organism in Eukaryota, Viridiplantae, Streptophyta, Magnoliopsida, Rosales, Rosaceae.
UUGUUUUUUACUGUGCUAAAUUGUUCAUAUGGAGUAUGAAAUUGUAUGUGCAUUAAAGUUGUGGAGAGAUUUGGUGUUUUAUUAAGUAGUGGAUAUGGAGGAAAAGGUGCUUGAUUUGAGCUCAAAUAGCUGCAAAGUGGAACUGGGUUGUUGUUGUGUUUGAUCUCUGAGUACACAAGAGUUAUAGUGUUAGAUGGUUUUGUUGGGAAAACCAAAUUCAAGAUGUCUUGGGUUCAGCAACAAAUCAAGCUUAAUGAUGGUUAUAUGAGCUACCCACCACCAUAUACUGGUACCUUUUACAGAGAAUCCAGUCCCUCACUACCAUCACCACCUUCAUCCUCAUCAUCUGGUACAAAGAUCAGUCCUGCUGUGCUUUUUAUCAUUGUGAUUUUGGCUGUGUUGUUCUUCAUCUCUGGUUUGCUUCACCUGCUUGUUAGAUUUCUUAUAAAGCACCCAUCUUCAGCUGCUUCUCAGACUAAUAAUAGGUACCCAGAAAUUUCCACUGCUGAUGUUCUUCAGAGGCAGCUUCAGCAGCUCUUCCAUCUUCAUGAUUCGGGUCUGGAUCAGGCUUUUAUAGAUGCUCUUCCUGUUUUCCAGUAUAGGGAGAUAGUGGGUUUGAAAGAGCCGUUUGAUUGUGCUGUUUGUCUGUGUGAGUUUACUGAGAAGGACAAGCUCAGAUUGCUUCCUAUGUGCAGCCAUGCUUUCCAUAUCAACUGUAUAGAUACUUGGCUACUGUCGAAUUCGACAUGUCCUCUUUGUAGGGGUACCCUCUUCACUCCCGGGUAUUCGGUUGAGAACCCAAUGUUUGAUUUUGAAGACUACAGAGAAGAAGAUGGGUAUCCCUGUAAUGGAGAGAAUGGGUUCACUUCUAGUCAAAAGACGGUGGACCUUGAGGAAGUUGUUGUUGACAAUGGUGUUUUGCCUGUGAGACUCGGCAAGUUUAGAAAGGUAGAUGCUGAGGUAGGGGAGACCGCAGGAGGAGAGACUAGUAGCAGUACAUUGGAUGCAAGAAGAUGCUAUUCAAUGGGAUCGUAUCAGUAUGUGCUUGAUAAUUCAGAACUCCGGGUUGCCUUAUCAAAGGAUCAACAGGGCCGCAAUAUAAAGCUAACAAAAGAGGAACACAGUGGUAAUCCGUCAAUUGAUAGUGAUGUAGAGGCGAAGAAGAUUGGUAGUGUGACUAGAGGUGAAAGCUACUCUGUUUCCAAGAUCUGGCUAUGGUCUAAGAAGGGCAAGUAUUCGAGCUCAAUAGAUACACAGACGGGUAUGCCUUCAUCACUUAAUACAGACUUGCCAUGGAUGAGAAGAACAGAAGAAGCGAGAGAGGUAUAAUUCCUUAUUGUUACCAUCCGUGGUUGAAUUCAAUAGAAUGAUCAAAGGUUAUUCCAUCUUAGUCUAGUUUUGCCUUUACCAAAAUUUUUUGCAAUGCUAAUUUAGUAAGGGUGUGUGGCAUUAGUGCGUGACUGUUGUUGUACCAUAUCAUGUCCUUCGACACUGAGAUGUUAUGUCUUGUGAAGAAGGCAUUUUCUGAUUUUAGGGAAUGACAUUGUAUGAUGGUUUCUCUAGCUAUGCUGUUGUUGUGUGCUACAGAAAAAUGUAUUAAUCUGAUCACAUCAAUUACUAGAGCAUAUUUUGGUGACCUCAGUUCAAGGUUACAAACAAUUUUCUUGACUGGAUAAUCCAAUCCUCUUCCAGUUCAUCAGAUGGGGUAAUGCUAUGAAAUGGGUUUAAAUUGUUUGC